CACGGACAUCAUUAAUCUUUUCGGAAUGAGGGGACAACACCAUGUUCACCGCAACCCCAAGAAAUAAGAGGAUGCUGCCCUAUGGAGGAUGUUUGAUCCGGAUUUCAAGGGUAAGGUUGAGUUACUUCCGUGCGCGGAAGGUGAAGGUUUUAAUCUGGAUAUUGUUGGCAACUUUCGCGUUCCUACACGUGAUGUGCUGAAUGCACCCCUGCCGCAAGGCAAAGGUAAUCUUGGGGCUCUGGGAAAGUUUGAAACGAAGACUGUCCCCAAGAAGCAUGCGGAGAAGAAGCAUGUGGAGAAACCCACGCGGGGUCGCGGUAAGGAAAAACCUGAGGGUUCUGUUGCCCCUCCUUUGGUGUCGCCGGUGGCAGGUGGUGGUGCGGCUGCAGGUGGGACCUCUGCGGGUUCCAAACCUGCUGGUGAGAAAAAGAGGAAACCAGAAGAGAAGGAUGCUGCUUCUGGUGAGAAAAAACGUCGGAGGAUACAGACCAAAAGGUCAACUGGUGCGACCCAAAAGAAACAUGCGGCUACUUCUGAAACGCAAGGAGAAAAUUUCUCCUCUUUGUUUGAUAUUCCUUCUUCUCCCCCGCAUGACAUAGCUACGGAUGCGGGGGUUAAUAAAGAAUUUGCCGGUCCUUUUGUCAAGGUGGUGAGUGAGCCCUCUGUGCGGGUAAAGGAUACUGGGAGGAAAGGUGUGGCUCAUAUCUUUGACACGGUUGAUUCCUCUGACAACCUUAUCUCCCCGAACGAUACCGAUGACCUGAACCUAAAGUUUUCGGAUGUUGAUAAGCAAAAGUCUGAUGCUGAAAAGCACAAGACUCCUGCUGCCGAGAAGGCUUCUGGGUCCGCUUCUGGGCGUGCGGGUUUUGAAGGGCCUCCGAUUCAGCCUGGAGAGUCUGAACUGGAGUACUACUACCGCACCUAUACGCAGGAUCGGAGUACGAGUUACCACCGACCCCCCUGGAGUGUUAUGCAGGGGGAUGACAUUUCAAGUGAUCCUUCUGCUUGCAAGGAGAUUUUGGGUGGCCUGAGCACUGCGUUUGAAGUUGGCCGUGCCCGUGCCGUGCCCCGUGAGCUCCGUAUCAAACAACUCUCUUCCAUGCUUGUGGGGAGUUCCAUAGUGGCGAAUGCCAUUAUGGAAGACUACAAGGUGCUGGGACGCAAGGAGGAGGAAACUGCUCACUUGCGGGUUGAGGCAGAAGAGUUGGUGAAGGCUGCUUGUGAGGAUGCAGAGCGGCUAGAGAGGGAGAAGGCUGCCUUUGAAAAGCAUAAGCAAACUGAAGAGAGGGCUGCCACUGCUGAGCUUAAACAGGUUCGUACUCUUGCCAAGUUGCUUUCUGAUGAGCGCAAGAGUUGGAAAGAAACCCUUUCUAAUGAGCGCAAGACAUGGAAAGAAUCUUGGGCCAAACAGAAUGAAAACCUGUUUCGUGUUCGUCAGGAGUUGGCCAAUGUCAAGGCAGCGAAUGCUGCUUUGGUUAAAGAGAAGGCCGCAGCUGAGGCAGUUGCCAAUGGGGCUAAGAAGGCGGAGUCCCGUAUUGCCAAGGCUUUUGAAGAGGCCAAGGAGUUAGGGGCACGUGUUGCCAAGGCCCUUAAAGAAGCGAAUGCUGAUCGCUCUCAUUUAAACAAAGCUGUUGGAAGUCUCCAGGCUGAAGUGCAAAAUCGCGAGGCCAUGCUUGCGGAGGUUACUGCCCGCGCGACUGAAGCUGAAAGGCGGGCUAGCGAGGCUGUUGAGGCUAGAUAUAGCCUUACUUCUUCAUUCAAUCAGCUUGAAACCGACCAUGAGUUGAUGCGGUGUCACGGUAUUAGGCAUAUUGUUAAGGCUAUCCUGGAUGCGCCUGAGACUGCAGCUGGUAUAGACCUGAUUAAGCAGCGUGCCCGGGAUGCUGGCUUUAAAGCUAGUAACAACCGAUGCAUCAGUCAUAUGAACAUUCUGGCUCAAGGCAAAUACACCGAUGAACGGUAUGGGUUCCAUGGUGUGGAUACCGAAGUGCUUCUUGACACGGCUCUUGCAUCGUUCUAUGACAUGUCUAUUUCUGCCCUAGAGAAGCUUGACGAAUGCUUGGAUGCGGAAGACUAUGUAGACCGUUUACGGAUGUUGUACGUUGAUGCUGAAGAGUUGGAAGAGGAAGAGGCCGCUGGUGACGGCAAAGGUGGCGCGGGUACCAACGGUACAAAGUAGGACUAGGUUGGCCUGCGUGCCCUUUUUUGUUUUCUCAAUGUAAAUGUUAGAACUUUAUGUAAAUCCUUUGUAUACCGCAUAGGUGUAAGAAUUUUUUGAAUAUAAAGUUCAA
Helianthus annuus (common sunflower) is the source of this 2291-nucleotide messenger RNA. RefSeq lists its product as uncharacterized. Lineage: Eukaryota; Viridiplantae; Streptophyta; Magnoliopsida; Asterales; Asteraceae. The record is from RefSeq and is a predicted model, not a curated record. The transcript has 7 exons. The coding region runs from base 89 to 2179 and encodes 696 amino acids.